CACAGGGCAUCACUCCGUGGCAUCAUGUGGGCCAAGAAUAUUACGGGGAACUUCGCUAAUGUGAUCCACGGGUUGAAUCUGAGCCACCUGACCGACCGAGUUGUUCAGAGGAGCAAACGGAUGAUUUUGGAUACUUUGGGAGUCGGGCUGGUGGGCACCAGAACUGACGUCUUCCAGAAGCUCCUCCAGUACAGCAAGAUUUACAACUCGGAUUCAUCCAGUUCUGUCUGGGGAUGCUCAGCGCUCAAGCUGCCUCCGCUCUACGCAGCGUUGGUGAAUGGUGUGGCGAUACACUCCAUGGAUUUUGAUGAUACGUGGCAUCCAACCACCCAUCCUUCGGGCCCAGUGUUGUCAGCCCUCAUGGCCGUCGCCGAAGGUGUGGCCGAAAAACAAAGGAUUUCUGGCUCCGACUUGCUUUUGGCUUUCAACGUUGGGAUCGAGGUGCAAGGCAGACUGAUGAGCUUCUCCAAAGAGGCCAGCAAUCUUCCUAAAAGGUUCCACCCACCCUCCAUUCUUGGCACCAUGGGAAGCGCUGCAGCCACUGCAAAGCUCCUGGGCCUCGACCAACUCAAGUGUAAGGAAGCCCUGGCUGUAGCCGCUUCUUAUGCUGGUGCCCCACUGGCCAACGCAGCCACACAGACCAAACCACUUCACAUGGGCAAUGCCAGCCGGCACGGCAUGGAAGCGGCUCUCUUGGCUUCUCUGGGCCUGCAAGCCAGCAAGCUGAUUCUGGAUCUCGAGUCAGGCUUUGGGGCCUUUUAUGCGGAUUACCUGCCCCAGACGCUGCCCAGCCUGCAGUCCUACUCUUGGUUGCUGGACCAACAAGACGUGGCCUUCAAGAGCUUCCCGGCACAUCUGGGGACACACUGGAUGGCCGAAGCUGCCCUGGCAGUAAGGAAGCACCUUGCCCGGAGUGGGGAGUCUCUGCCCACUAGCUGCAUCAAGGCCAUCGUGCUUGAUGUCCCCAACAUUAGAUAUGUUGAUCGGCCGUUUCCUUCUUCCGAACAUGAAGCCAGGCACUCCUUCCAGUUUGCUGCCUGUGCAGCACUGCUGGAUGGCUUCAUUUCGGCUGAAUCCUUCAGGCCGCAGAGACUGUCCAGGCCGGAGUUGAAUGAUCUCCUGCGAAAAACCAGCCUGGAGCAUUCUCCGGACAAUCUCCCCAGCUUCAACAGCCUUUACUGUGGGGUCAAAAUCAUCCUGCAGGAUGGAGACACCUGGGCAGAGCGUUGCGAAACCUUCUACGGGCACUGGAGGAAGCCCCUGAGCCGCGGGGAUUUGGUGAAGAAGUUCCAUGCCAACGCUGUUGCCGUGGUCUCCCCAGAAGUCGCCGAAAGCAUCGUAGAAGCAGUUGAUAAGCUAGAAUCCCUGGAUGACUGCGGGGAGCUAUUCUCACUUCUUCGAGGAGCUGAGCUGAGAAAAGAUUUGUGGCAACGUAAGAGGGAAAUUUUGUGAGACCUACCUCGUCCCAGAAGGACCUUCCUGGCCUGGCCUUCAUGGUCAGCUACCACCUAGCAUUACCUGAGCUUUGUUGAUUCCUGUCUAAGCUUAGUAUAAGUAGUCCUUGACUUACAACAGUUCCUCUAGGGAGUGUUCAAAGUUACAACGGCACAGAAAAAAAGGGACUCAUGGCCAUCUUUCACACUUAACGACCAUUGCAGCAUCCCUAUGGUCACGUGAUCAAAAUUUGCAUGCUUGGCAACUGGUUCGUAUUUAUGAUGGUUGCAGUGUCUCAGGGUCAUGUGAUUCCCUUUUGCGACCUCCUGACAAGCAGAAUCAGUGGGGAAGCCCAAUUCACUUAACUGCUACUAACUGAACACCUCCGGUGAUUCGUUUAACAACCGUGGAAAGACAGGUCAUAACAUGGGGCAAAACUCACUUAACUGUCUUGCCUAGCAACAAAAAUGUUAGCACAAUUGUAAGUCAAGGACUACCUGUACUAAGCUAGUCUAUUUGGAUAGACUGUUUGGAUAGACAUGGUAACAGGUCAGCCAAUGGGGACUGUUUGGAAACUGAAACAUAGUAUUUGUUUGUAUGGGGCCAUAAGAGACAGUUUGGAGUCUGGGCAUGGCUUAGCCUUGCUGAACUGUAUUUAAGAAUUGGUUUGGCCUCUGUAAUGUGAGCCUCUGUACAAUAUAUUUGCCUUUGUGUCUCUCUACUCUGUAAUGACCUGCUUCUAUGAAAAUUGCUUCUGUGUUCCUGAUAUUGUAUGCUGAAUUCUCCUGUAUGGUAUUGUAUAUAAAGACAUUUUCUUAUGUAGAUGAAUCCUGCAGAAUUAUUUGUGUGUCUGGUUGGAUGUGCUGCACCAAAUUCUGACAGAGGUCAGCCUGCUUGUAUAAGAAUAGUGGCU
Ahaetulla prasina is the source of this 2347-nucleotide messenger RNA. RefSeq names its product aconitate decarboxylase 1 (gene ACOD1). Gene Ontology annotation, molecular function: lyase activity. The coding region runs from base 25 to 1452 and encodes 475 amino acids. The transcript is spliced from 5 exons. The record is from RefSeq and is a predicted model, not a curated record. NCBI's taxonomy places the organism in Eukaryota, Metazoa, Chordata, Lepidosauria, Squamata, Colubridae.